AUGUCCCAACACUCACUUCCGCUCUCCGCUACAGACGUAGAGUCUGACCCGGAGUUCCUUCCUACUCCAGUGGACGUGCCGUACGACGACAGAACCUACCCAUACCAGAUUGCAGGACACCAGUUCUGCCACAGUUCCGACCAGGCGGCCUCUGGCGGGUCUCCCGCCAGUUGCAGCCCUUCCCAUAACGUCGCACAUUCCGACUUCUAUCAGGAAGGCAGCUUACCUUUCUUCGAUCAGCAGGCAUGCUGCGGCCGCGUCGAUCCAAAUGGUGCCGAUUCAUUAAAGUGGACGAAGCACGGCUAUGAAAAUUUCUUGCCUGGGCACAACGGCAUCUGGCCACACCGGCAGGAAUACCAGGAGGGCAGCCUGUCGCCGCAGCAACUAUCUCCCGACGAGCACUACCAUGAACUGCAGCCUUCGUACAUAUCUGCUAGCGAGACUCCUCAGGGCCAGCAAACGGUGGGCGGGCAUUCUCCUGCUACCGUUUCUGGUUCCACGCGAGCGUUUCGAGACCGCGUGCUCAAUUCGAACUACAGCGAAUCUUCUCGCACCUCGUUCUAUCCAUCAACAUCCGCAGUCUCCGACUCGGAGAUCUUCCCUGAUUCUUUGAGUUCUCCCGUUGAAACAAGCACCUUCUUCAGCGUUCCCGUAAACGCACAGCUUCCUGGAGAAGCAUACACGCAGUACUACCCGGGUUCUGGUCUCUCACACUCGUCACAACAUGCCAGCUCGUCUGCUUGUCCUGACGUACGCGGCGACAUCUCUUCUGGCUACCCGAACCCGAACCCGCAAGAUCGGAGUCAUGUCCCUGCUUUUUCGCAACCCGAGCUUCUCAUGGGACACACGCAGUAUGACGACAACCUAGAUCACAGCGCGAACAAGGAUUCUGCUGACCGCUGGGCGGCCAGUGAGUAUGACCACCACUACCCAUACCCCCAAUCGGACGCGAACUAUCUCGCUCUCGCAUCUGUUCAGUCCCAAUCUCAGCCAAUCUCUCAGCCACCCCAGCAGCGGCGACAUUAUGCCGUCGCACUGCACAACUCUCCGCCCUGUCCCUACUCUUAUCCUCGCUUCACUGAGACAGAAUAUCCAUUCACUUCGCACAUCCACGCGCCUCAGCCGCAUCCGUGGCCCACGCUCCGACCUCCAGCGGUGGGGGGGAAUCAUUCGCUCGCUAUUCAUGGUUCCAUGCACUCCGGCGUCUCCUCUGCCCCGACAGUGACGCACUCGCCACCCCUCGUAGAGGAUAACCCGAAGAGGCCGCUCACCUUGGCGUGUCUUUUCUGUCGCAAGCGCAAGAUCGCUUGUGGAAGUCCACCCCCGGGGAAGAAGGAUCGGACAUGCAAUCAGUGUGCUCGGCGCAACCUCAAGUGUGUCUAUCCCGACGUGUCGCGUAGGGGCAUGCGGCCGAAACUGCUCUACGACAAGGACUCUAUCCCGGUAGUACCACCGCUCCUGCCCGUAGUCUGA
Molecule: messenger RNA, 1473 nt
Organism: Sparassis crispa
Lineage: Eukaryota; Fungi; Basidiomycota; Agaricomycetes; Polyporales; Sparassidaceae
Exons: 5
Coding region: 1-1473 (490 amino acids)
Biological process (GO): regulation of DNA-templated transcription
Molecular function (GO): DNA-binding transcription factor activity, RNA polymerase II-specific; zinc ion binding
Source: RefSeq, a predicted model, not a curated record